AUGGCAAAUGAUAGGAAUACAAAAAUCGCUCAAAAGGCUUUUGAAAUAGUCGAUAACGUGUAUGAGUCAACUAGUACUAUUACUGCUGGCCGAGUCAUUUAUCAGUCUUCUAUAGUAAAACCGAUUGUUUAUCAUCCCACGGAUAGUAUUCAAUACUUCAGUGGCGCCCGUCCUUUUACUGGCCAUGUUGACCGGUUUGAGAGGCCAAAAGAACAGGCUAUUAGCUGCGAUGAGGCGGCCCAGCGCUAUGGAGGGGUGCUUAUAAAGGAGUUUCGUAAUUAA
Molecule: messenger RNA, 282 nt
Organism: Capsella rubella
Lineage: Eukaryota; Viridiplantae; Streptophyta; Magnoliopsida; Brassicales; Brassicaceae
Exons: 2
Coding region: 1-282 (93 amino acids)
Source: RefSeq, a predicted model, not a curated record